AUGUUAAGAAUAUUGUGUAGAUUAACUUAUGUACAUAACAUUAAAAAUGAUUUAUGGAUUCAAUCAUUACAAAAAUGUUCUACACUAAUAGAAAACAAUGUUGAAAAGAACAUAGAGAAUUACCUAAUAUACGAACCAAGUAUUCUAUAUAUAAUAAAUAAAAGUAAAUUAUCAGUUUUAAAAAAGUAUAUUGAAGUAAAAUGUGCUGAUGCAAUAAUAUUAACCCGUAUCAAAGAUGGAUAUUAUACAUCAUUAAAGGAUUUAUUAUUAAGGACACAAAUAAAUUUAGAUACUUUUAAUCAACUUUGUAAUUCAAUCAUUGAUUCUGGGAUAAAAUAUAAAAUGAAAGUAACACCUAAUAUAGAAGGAAAAAUUAAACCAAAUACGAUAUUGGGUAUACAUAUAGGACAGACUAUACUGAGUUGGUCAUUGUUAAGCUAUGAUUUUAAGGUACUAGAUUGGGAUUGUAUAACUUGGCAGAACAAUAGUUUGGACAGGACUAAUGUUUAUGAUAUAAUCAGUGUGGCAUCAACUUUUGUCAAUCAAUUACCACCAUCUGACACUUAUGUGAUGCAAGAUUUCAACAAGGCAACUAAACAAGUGUACAAUCUUUACAAUGUACAUAUUGGUAUUGCAAGUUGCCUUAAGUUUAUGAUAAGGCAAAGACAAAAUAAUUCUAUAACAUCAGAAAAUGAUGUAUAUAUAUUAAGCCCUUUAAUGGCAGCUUAUUGCUUUCGUCUUAUACUUGGUAAUGAAGUACUAGCUACAAAAUAUAUUAUGAAUGUGAUACUAAAUGAUGUCAAGUUAAAUAAUGAAAAGUUGCCUCAGAUACAUAUAGACAAUACAUUAAAAAGUAAAUACAUAAAAUUAAAUAAUAUGCAGAAAGAAGAAUUGAAUUGGUCUUUACUGAAAGCUUUAACCUUUGGAUAUUUUAUUAAAAGUUCUAGAAGCACAAAUUAA
Messenger RNA from Eufriesea mexicana, 960 nucleotides. RefSeq lists its product as uncharacterized. Gene Ontology annotation, biological process: transcription elongation by mitochondrial RNA polymerase; mitochondrial transcription. Gene Ontology annotation, cellular component: mitochondrial nucleoid. The coding region runs from base 1 to 960 and encodes 319 amino acids. The transcript is spliced from 6 exons. Lineage: Eukaryota; Metazoa; Arthropoda; Insecta; Hymenoptera; Apidae. Gene Ontology annotation, molecular function: DNA polymerase processivity factor activity. The record is from RefSeq and is a predicted model, not a curated record.